UCCCGCCCCGCUCCGCGGCUCCGCCAUCAUGAAGUCCUGAACAAAAAACGGCUGAGAGAGAGAGAGUCGAGCAAAAUGGGGAAAACACCGAACCGGAGAUGAAAUUCACCGACAACAACUAACGUAAUGACAGCACAAAGUGGAGCACGGAGCGGACCCGUGGACACUAAGUCAUUAAUAUCUCAAUGAAACCCUCCCGGGUAUCUCUCCUGUUACGUUAUUUAGUGAGCGCUGUUGCUAACAGCAACUAGCUAGAGCUGGUUGCUAACAGCAACUAGCCAGAGAGCUAGCCUCUGGUUUUCUGUAGCUGGCAGGCGUCAGUCAGCGAGCUGUCACUUUAAUUGACUGGCUCCUGUCAAGUCGUGCAGACGUGCUUAGCUUAGUCCAAUGUACUGAGAGCAUCAGGAUGGAGAGGAGUUUAAGUAAAAGCAUCUGCAGACGCACUGUGGUUUGCUCGUGUUGAAUAGACACCAGAGCAGUGGAGAGAGGAAAAAGGGGAGUGAGAGCAAUAUUUUCCAUCCAGGCCGGUUAGCUAGCUCUUGAGCUAGCUACAGUGGAUCCCAUAAGCCACGGAUCUAAACGCUGCAUAUACUGCUUCUGGUGAAAUUAUGGCGCUGGCCAUGCCAGCGAGUGUGCGGGCCGGGAGCCUGAAGGACCCGGAGGUGGCUGAGCUGUUCUUCAGGGAUGACCCUGAGAAGCUCUUCACGGACCUGAGGGAGAUCGGCCAUGGGAGCUUCGGAGCAGUCUACUUCGCCCAUGACAUCCGCACAAAUGAGGUGGUGGCCAUCAAGAAGAUGUCCUAUAGUGGCAAACAGUCCAAUGAGAAAUGGCAGGAUAUCAUCAAGGAAGUGAAGUUCCUCCAGAAACUGCGCCACCCCAACACGGUUGAGUACCGCGGCUGCUACCUGAGAGAGCACACAGCAUGGCUGGUGAUGGAGUACUGCUUGGGCUCAGCUUCUGACCUCUUAGAAGUCCACAAGAAACCCCUCCAGGAAGUAGAAAUAGCUGCCAUAACCCAUGGUGCAUUGCAGGGAUUGGUGUAUCUUCACUCUCACAACAUGAUUCACAGGGAUGUGAAGGCAGGAAACAUCUUGCUAACAGAGCCAGGCCAGGUCAAACUGGGAGACUUUGGCUCUGCUUCCAUCGUAGCCCCAGCCAACUCCUUCGUGGGAACACCUUACUGGAUGGCCCCCGAGGUGAUCCUGGCCAUGGACGAGGGUCAGUACGACGGGAAGGUGGAUGUGUGGUCACUUGGCAUUACCUGCAUAGAGCUGGCGGAAAGGAAGCCUCCUCUGUUCAACAUGAAUGCGAUGAGUGCCUUAUACCACAUCGCCCAGAAUGAGAGCCCUGUGCUGCAGUCUAAUCACUGGUCGGAUUAUUUCCGCAAUUUUGUGGACUCCUGUUUGCAGAAGAUCGCCCAGGACAGACCUACCUCUGAUGUGCUGCUCAAGCACCAUUUCCUAUGCAGAGAGCGCCCCAUGACGGCUGUGAUGGACCUGAUCGCCCGCACCAAGGAUGCUGUCCGCGAGCUGGACAACCUUCAGUACCGGAAAAUGAAGAAAAUCCUCUUCCACGAGGCACACAACGGUCCCGCACCAGAAGGAGGCGAUGAGGAAGAGGAUGUGGAGCAGUAUAUGCUGCGCACCGGCACUGUCAACAGCAUGGAGAGCUCCCACUCUCUGCCGUCCAUGUCGAUCAGCGCCAGCUCCCAGAGCAGCUCCGUCAACAGCCUGGCAGACGGCUCUGACGACAGCGGGGAGAUGGCCAUGAUGCAGGAGGGAGAGCACACUGUCACCUCCAACAGCUCCGUCCUGCACAAACCCCUGAGCCAUGACAACAUCUACGAUGAUCCCUAUCAGCCAGAGGUUGAUCCACUACGAGAAGCUUCGUCUGCCGGUGGCGGCGUCGUCGUCGUCGGAGGAGGAGGUGGAGGAGGAGGCGGAGGAGGUGGAGGGGGAGGGGGAGGAGGAGGGGGGAGGCGUCGUCGAAACAGAGAUCAUUUUGCCACCAUCAGGACGGCCUCACUCGUCACUCGUCAGAUCCAGGAACAUGAGCAGGGCUCGGCCCUGAGAGAGCAGAUGUCUGGGUACAAGCGAAUGCGGCGGCAGCACCAGAAGCAGCUGAUGGGCCUGGAGAACAAGCUGAAGGCGGAGAUGGACGAACACCAGCUGAGACUGGACAAAGAGCUGGAGAAUCAGAGGAACAGCUUCUCAAUGGAGGGAGAGAAGCUCUCAAAGAAGCACCAAGCGAUCCUUGAGAAGGAGGUGAGCUGGUGGAGGACAAAGGCAGUCCUGACUGAGGAGAAGAAGUUCCAGCAGCACAUACUGGCCCAGCAGAAGAAGGAGUUGACGGGUCUGCUGGAGUCCCAGAAACGGCAGUAUCGACAACGCAAGGAGCAGCUCAAAGAGGAACUGAACGAGAACCAGUCGACACCAAAGCGGGAGAAGCAAGAGUGGUUGGUGCAUCAGAAGGAGUGUCUGCAGCAGCUGCAGGCGGAGGAAGAGUCCGGCCUGCUGCGGCGGCAGAGGCAGUAUUAUGAGCUGCAGUGUCGUCAGUACAAGAGGAAGAUGCUGCUGGCACGCCACAACCUGGAGCAGGACCUGCUCCGAGAGGUACCGGGUUUAUUGGAGCUGAACAAGAAGCAGACUCUGAAGGACUUGGAGUGCGCAAUGCUUCUCCGUCACCACGAGUCUACCCAGGAGCUGGAGUUCCGCCAGCUGGGUUUGGUGCAGCGCACGCGGGCCGACCUGAUCCGCACACAGCACCAGACGGAGCUCACCAACCAGAUGGAGUACAACAAGAGGCGUGAGCAGGAGCUGCGUCAGAAGCACGCCGUGGAGGUCCGCCAGCAGCCCAAGAGCCUCAAAGUGAGUGAGAGCACCGAGAGCCUGUGGUCUCCUGAGGAGGGAGAGGGGCCGAGCGGCGUCUGGGACAGUGAGGCGGGGGUGGUAGGAGGAGUGGAGGGGGAGGACGAGAGGGAUGGCGAGGUGGUGGCUAAGGAGAUGUAUGAUGUUGAGGAUGAGCUCGAUGGAGCAAUAUUUGAAGAUGAUGAAACUUAUACAGGAAUGGAAGGUGCGAGUGUCCCUGUGGUUGACAGGAUAGAUGAGUUAGAUGAGGAGAAUAAAACAAAGGGAAUUGAUGAGGAGUGGAAGGUCAGUGAAGAGGGGACAGAUGUGAGGGAAGUUGAAGGAGUGCAGUGGGAGGACGAGGACGAUGACAGUAAAACUGCACAUGUAGACACUGAUGAAGAGGAGGAAGAGGGCAGGGGCGUUGCCGAUGGCUGUCCAUCAGAGUUCAUUGCAUCCCUGUCCCCGGAGAAGAGACGACUCCGUGAGCGAGUGAUCGAUGAGCUGUCUGAGUUUUACUUCCCUAAUGCUUCAGGGGAGCUGGAGCCCGUCCCCAACGCUCCCCCUCCUCCUCCCCCCGCCCAGACUUCUUUCCCUUCACUCUUCUCUCACGCCAUCUGCCUCCUCCUCUCCCUCUCCGCCGCCGCCCAGCCCUCCAACCUCACUUUGCUGCUCCUCUCCAUCUUCCUCCUCUCCCUCCGCCGCUCGCCUCCUCUGCCCUCGGUGGCCUCCGUUCUCCUCUCCGCUGAGCUCGCCCUCUUGGCGCUCUUCUUCUCGUACCUCUUCCUCCGCUCGUGCUGCUCUCUGUCUCUCUCCACCUACCUGUCGCUCAGCCUCUGGGCCAGCAGCCUCUUCAGUUUAGGACUCUCCCUCAGUUUGGGGAUUUAUUACAUCCCCAUGAUUUUGAUUUCAGCCUCCUUCCUCAGCUCUCCGUCCCUCUUCCUCUCUCUCUAUUUGGUGGUGGUGCUAAUUGUCAGGCCGGCCCGCGAGUUCUUCCAGCACGCACCCCGCAAAGUCAACCGCCUCUGCAUGCGCGUCCUUUUCCGCCUGCCUCGACCCCUGUUUGCCAUGUGCCAGUCAGUCCUCGGCGGUAUGGCCGAGCGUAACCUCUAUGAAAUGUUCCCCAAAGCAGGGCGCAACUGGGGCGGGCGCCAGUCCAAAAUCCCAGUCUCCCUAAAGAGCAUGCCUCUAGAGUAUCAGGCUCGCUGCAGCAACACCUCUCCCUUGGCAAAGGGCCUUCUCUGGGUGAAGCGUUUUGGCAGACGCCCCCUCGGCGUCCUGGCAGACCUCGCUAACACCAUAGUGCUAAAACUUGCUGGGCAGCUCCUCAAAAAGCUGCCGCCCAGCGUCCGGAUCAAACUCCAAACUGUGGGCCUCCUGAAGAAGGAGUACCCGAGCAGGCUGCCCCGGCUGCUGCCCUGGGAGGUCAGAGAGAGGAGGCAGAGGGAGAGGGAGGGGAGGGAGAGGGAGAGAAAGAGGAGGGAAGAGAGGUUGUUUCGUGACGAGGUGACGAGGUGGGAGUGCGGGUUGAGACGAACUUCAUCUGGGAGGUUUGUCAGGGGGAAAGCCCGUCCGUGGAGAUAGCAAGAGUGUGAGACAAGUUGAAGGAAAGAGUGGGAAACGUGCUGGUGGUAUGUGUGUGAGUGUGAUCAUGACCAUGCUCUUUGUUUUAUUGUUCAACCAUCAUUUGUGUGUCUUUUUGAUUUGGGCCCACACGUCUCUCUUGUUACUCCCAAACUGGUUUUUGGUCACAUUUCUUAAAGAUGAGACCUAUUUUAGCCUGCACACAUACACCUGUGUGCACUGGCUGAAAGUGAUUUUGGCUGUUGAAACUUAUCCAAACAUGCCGUACUGUUGAACCAGCGGGCCCUGCAGACGUAAACGUGCAGCUGAACCCACGGCUACUGUACCAAACCCAGUGACGAUUUCAUUAUUGUGCUUUUUGUAAAAGUUUUUUUUUAUUAUUUUAUUAUUAUUUUGCUCUUAAUUUGUAAGACAAAUAUUUUUAUGGUUAUUUUUAAGACCGGUUUUGUGCAAUCUUUUGUUUUUCUUUAUAGUGGUCUUAUUUCAUUGGGAGCACUAUUAUCUCAGUGCUUAGAACAAAGAUUACAGUGUUGCGUAGCGUCACGGCUAUAAUUUCACUCCCCAAAGCUGAAUACUGUGAAAUAAACAAGCCUAAUGAAUUCACUAAACCUGAACACUAUCCCUCAGUCGGUAUAAAAGUGCAAUAAACAGCUGAAUAGAAAUAUCUGGGACCACUGUAGGACAUUUGAUAUCAUUUUGAAGUUCCUCUGUUUAGAAGUCAAAGUGGAAAAUAGUUAGUGGAAGGUCUGACGUUACAGGACUCAAAAUAAUAAACUUUUGGGCCAUUUAGCUGGAACAAUAAGCAUAUCCAGCUCAGUGUUUCAUCAUUGAAACACAUCAUUGGUUAUUAUUUUUCAUUAUCUUUCAGAUUCUAGUUAGAUAUACUAUUGAUAUUGCGCUUUAUGCAAUAAUCUUCUUAUGAUUUACCAUGUAAACAUUUAGUUAUUUUCCCCCUUAAUAAUCCUAUAAAUGUGCAGCAGUUGAGUGCCUAGUUAGUUACAACUGUUUGUACAAAUGUUAAAGUCUCUUGUGAAGUGACAUAUCCUAAAUUUACGGAUGGAAACAUAAGAAAGCAGGAUAUACUUUGGAGUAGUGAAAGUAUAAUAUAAUAUAAUUAAAAAACAUAUUUAAGAUUUCAAUGAUGCUUAAUUUUUAUGAAGCCAUAUAGACAAUCUUUUGCGACACGCAAUCAUAAAAUAAGUCCGAAGGUUGAUGCAACUACUGAAUGUGAAAGUUCACCAUCAUAUGAAAAAGAAGAUAUCCAGUAAUAACAGACAUCUUUUGAAUUUGCACUGUCCCAAAGACCAUUUAAAGAAAAUUCUAGAUGUGGGAUAACGAAUCACUUUAGUUCAGGGCAAUUAUUUUCAUUAAUGAUUAAUCUGCCAAUAUUAAAAGUUUAACCUAUGAAACAUAAAAAAAUUAUGAAAAAAUGCCAGUAUGGACCCAGGUGAUGCCUUCCAAUAUCUUGUCUUGUUUGACCAAAAGUCCAAAACCCAAAGAUAUUCAGUUUACAUUGAUAUAUGAAAGGGAACAAAUUGAAUUGAGAAGAUGGAACCAGAGAAUAUUUGGCAUUUUUUUCACUAUUUUUGCUUAAAAACAAUUAAUCUGUCGAUCGAUUAAUCACUUCAGCUCUACUUCAGUCGGACCAAAAAGAAACUCGACAGUUAAUAGCGCCGUUUUUGAUGUCAUGCUCUUGCAAUUUUGAGGACCGAAACACCAAAAUGCUCUGAUAUGUAUAUUUAAUUUAAUGAAGUCAAAAUAACCAAUUUUAGGAGAAAAUAUGCCUAGACCUGAGAGUAUAAGAAUUUUAAAAUGUGCAUAUUUGCAGGGGAAGUCUGGUUAAGAUGAGUAAAAUGCAUUAGUGCCUAUAAAUGCUUUUAAUGUAGGAAAAAGCCGUGUACUGUACUAUACCACAGAAGGACGACAUUUGAGCCAUUUACAUGGAGGAAUAUUGCUGAGUAGGAAAACUCAAUCUUAACUGUAUUUGACCCAGAGGGAAGAAAAAAGUCGGGCACUUCUUUUGGGGUGACCUGCAUUUGAGAAGUGUAGCUUUAAAAAAAAAAAAAAAGACAUUUCACAACAAACAUUGUUUUAUUUGAAUGUAACUUAUUUGCCAUUGAUUUAUCAGUUAUUUCCUGUUCCUCUGUGUAUGUUUACAUGUUUGUAAUUCUGUUUUGUUGUGUUUCCACAGAGUUGUAUCACCUUGAGUUUUUUUUAUAUAUAUUUUAUUUAUGCAGUAUUUAUAAUUUAUAAGUACUGCAUCCUGUUUGGAAGCCAUUUUGUUGUCCUUUUAUUCUCAUUUUAGCUGCAUGAGUGUUGGUCGUACUGUAUGUUGGCUGUGUGCUCAAAAAGCAUAGAGAAAUAUUUUGUCAUACUUUUCAGAUUUUUUUUUUUUUUCUUUACACAAAAAAAUAAAUUCUUUUGUGUGAAAA
Molecule: messenger RNA, 6862 nt
Organism: Sebastes umbrosus (honeycomb rockfish)
Lineage: Eukaryota; Metazoa; Chordata; Actinopteri; Perciformes; Sebastidae
Gene: taok2b
Product: TAO kinase 2b
Exons: 18
Coding region: 609-4430 (1273 amino acids)
Biological process (GO): protein phosphorylation
Molecular function (GO): protein kinase activity; ATP binding
Source: RefSeq, a predicted model, not a curated record